Messenger RNA from Cynoglossus semilaevis (tongue sole), 3789 nucleotides. RefSeq names its product high affinity cationic amino acid transporter 1-like. NCBI's taxonomy places the organism in Eukaryota, Metazoa, Chordata, Actinopteri, Pleuronectiformes, Cynoglossidae. The record is from RefSeq and is a predicted model, not a curated record. Gene Ontology annotation, cellular component: plasma membrane. Bases 931 to 2871 code for a protein of 646 amino acids. Gene Ontology annotation, biological process: L-arginine import across plasma membrane; L-ornithine transmembrane transport. The transcript is spliced from 12 exons. Gene Ontology annotation, molecular function: L-arginine transmembrane transporter activity; L-lysine transmembrane transporter activity; L-ornithine transmembrane transporter activity.
UCAAUGACUCUAGAUGUACUGUACUGGAGGCCAACCUGGUACACAUUUGGAGAAUUUGAGAAAUUUUUGGCAGAAAGAGUCGUGAAUAUGGUUCGCCUUUCUGAACUUCUGUGUGAAGGCAGGUGUGUCUUCUUGAUUAUUAUCAGCUGUACACGUUGUAACCGAUCCCUUGUUAAUCAGGAGCCAAAGUAUUUUGCCUGCAGCCAAACAACAGUGUGAAAGCAUGUGAUUGACUGUUAUGCCAGACACACUCACGUGCCCCUAUGUGUCACGGACAGAUGGUGAGUUCUGUGAUUGGCUGAGGAGAAGGCAGGGCUCACCGCUGCCCACCUUCCUUUUUUUAGCUCAGACACAUCCUCCUGUUGGGAGUGAAUGUGAUUGUGUAAUAAAACCACCCCCUGUCUUUAUUCCCCUUGUGACUGUGAUGGAAAAAAUGUUCACCUUGCACAGCUUACAAGGACGUUUUUUUUUUUUCUUUUCCACUGGCAUUUUUUCAUCAACAUGUUUUGGCUUCCCUACUUAAUGUAAUAUUUUCUGUAACACACAGAAGCUCUGGUCAUGUCAUAUUAACCUUUAUUAAACCUUUAGUGACGAGGAUCAGUGCAGCCCAACAGGGUCCCAAGGCGUUGAAUGUGUGGACACUGGUGUGACGCAUGUGUCACUGUGCUAUUUGAGACCAAAACAUCUAAAGGGUUUGUACACAGGCAUGAGCAGCGUCACUCUAUGAACACUCUUUAAAGACGUCGGUCCCUGCGCUCUUUGUGAAAGGACAGAAACUGGUGCAGGACUCUGGAGGAAGUGCUGCAGUUGUUUGUUUUUUAUUUUACACAAAAAGCUGAAUGCUCAUCAGCGACAGAACAUCCGCUUUGAUUUGUCUUUUAACUGUCAGACAUAUAAGCCACUGAAGAACCCUGUUUGAGAACAGCCAGGAUGAUUCUGGCCACACUCAGAAACGUUGGGAAGCAGCUUUUGCGAGUGAAGGUGGUGGACUGUAACACAGAUGCGUCUCGCUUGUGUCGAUGCCUCAACACCUUUGACCUGGUGGCCCUCGGCGUGGGCAGCACGCUGGGAGCUGGUGUCUACGUACUGGCCGGAGCUGUCGCCAGAACCAAUGCUGGACCAGCCAUCAUCCUCUCCUUUUUCAUUGCCGCUCUGGCAUCUGUCCUGGCUGGACUAUGCUAUGCCGAGUUCGGAGCCCGCGUCCCAAAAACGGGCUCGGCCUACCUGUACAGCUACGUGACAGUGGGAGAACUGUGGGCCUUCAUCACCGGCUGGAACCUCAUCCUCUCUUAUAUCAUAGGAACUUCAAGUGUGGCCAGAGCCUGGAGUGCCACCUUUGAUGAGCUGAUAAAAGGGCAAAUUGAGAAAUUCUGUAGGCAAUACAUGACUAUCAACGCUCCUGGCGUCCUGGCAGAAUAUCCAGAUAUAUUUGCUGUCUUGAUUAUACUUAUUCUCACAGGACUUCUUGUGUUUGGAGUGAAGGAGUCGGCUUUGGUGAACAAAAUAUUCACCUGCAUCAACGUGCUGGUGCUGUUGUUUGUGAUCAUCUCUGGCAUGGUCAAAGGAAACCUAGAAAACUGGAGAUUAGAUCCUGACAAAGUUCUCAACUCCACAAAUGGCUCAAACUACAAUGAGACGUACCCUCUACCUACGAAGGAAGCCCUGGGGGAAGGUGGUUUCAUGCCUUUCGGUUUCUCUGGAGUUCUGUCUGGAGCAGCCACCUGUUUUUAUGCCUUUAUAGGCUUUGAUUGCAUUGCCACUACAGGUGAAGAGGUGAAGAAUCCGCAGAGGGCCAUUCCCAUUGGAAUAGUUGCGUCCCUCCUUAUUUGUUUUGUGGCGUACUUCAGUGUGUCUGCAGCACUCACUGUGAUGAUGCCGUACUACAUACUGGACAAAAACAGCCCCUUGCCUGUGGCUUUCAAGUACGUGGGCUGGGGAGGAGCCAAUUAUGCAGUGGCCCUGGGGUCUUUAUGUGCCUUGUCGACCAGUUUACUGGGUUCCAUGUUCCCAAUGCCCCGUGUGAUCUGGGCUAUGGCAGAAGACGGGCUGCUCUUCAAAUGUUUAGCUAAAACCAGCGAACGAACCAAAACUCCCCUUACAGCUACAAUAGUAUCAGGGAUCGUGGCAGCUGUGAUGGCUUUCCUGUUUGACCUGAAGGAUCUGGUUGACCUCAUGUCCAUUGGCACCCUGCUGGCCUAUACUCUGGUUGCUGCCUGUGUGCUGGUUCUCAGGUACCAGCCUGAGCAGCCCAGUCUGGCCUAUCAGAUGGCCAACACUCGGGAUGAGAUUGAGAACGCUGAGUGCUUUAACGAGGUGAAUGUCGACAUGUUGCCGCAGCCCGAUGACAGCUUCACCAUCAGGAACCUCCUUUUCCCUUCAAACACAGAGCCCACCCCUCUGUCGGGACUUGUUGUCAACAUAUGCACCAGUUUAAUUGGUACCUUGGUCUUGGUCUUUAGUGUUGUGACGGUUCAUGGAGGAUUGGCUUCCUGGUCAGUCACUGUCCUGACCCUCCUCGCUGCCAUAUGUCUGCUCCUCUGCUUUAUUGUGUUCAGGCAGCCACAAAGCAAGGCCAAGCUGGCCUUUAAGGUUCCACUCCUGCCCCUUCUCCCUGUCAUAAGUAUGUUUACUAACGUGUACCUGAUGAUGCAGCUCGACAAAGGUACCUGGCUGCGUUUUGGCAUCUGGAUGAUUUUAGGUUUCAUUAUCUACUUCGGCUAUGGCAUCAGGAACAGUGUGGAGGCAGCGUUGAACAAGUCUGACACCUUUACACCAAUGUACACCGUCGUGGGGGGGCCCAUGGCCCCAGAAAAGGAAGCAUUUCUGCACAACACGCCAACUCCCACCGGAGAUGACGAGGAGGAUUCUUGACAAGACAGGAGGUUCACCUUCAUCUGCUCUCACUGCCAUUCUUUAUAUAUUUUAAUCUGAUGUAUAUUGAUUUUAUUGAUUAUAUUGACCAUGGUGGGUGUUUUUAUUUCUGAAAACAUGUUGCCCAAGUCUGCUGUUGUGUUACUGAACUAAGGACAGCAUACGGAGUUAAGAUUUAAGUGAAGAAAGUAUAUGUAAAAAGAAUUUAUUACAAUUUUAACAAGUUACAUUCAUCGUUUAACUGAACAAGCAACCCCUGGGACAUAGUGUUAAUUGGUGAAUUUAUUGGUGACCCCUCAAUACAAGCAAUGCGCCUUUUAUUUUUUUUAUUAAUAUGUUUUUUACAUCUUUGUGACACCCUAAGAAUCAAGACUUUAAAGGAGAAACCGCAUCAGUGAUUUUUGUAAUAAAAGUCACUGCUAUAUUUCUUUUUGUAGAACGGUUCAUUUUGGUGUGCACAGUUUUAAAUUAUUAAAGCAUUCAUCUAAACUAUCUUAGUGCUUUUAGCAAGUUUUAAAUUUCAUGAAUCAGUUUUUACUGUUUUCAUCAUACCAGGCUCUGCUGUGAGAGAGUGAUCCACCAGCUAUCUGUUCCUGAAGAUUUCAUGUUGAUUAGAGAUUUUGUUCUGCUUUAGUUGUUAUGCUGACAGACCAUUAUUGAUUAGCUUCACAAUGUUAUGCACUGAUGUAACGCUUCAAGAGUGCGUCAGACAGAAACGGUAUGUCUGUCUUGGUCUAAAUGUCUGUAUCGGAUAUUGAAAAAAUUCUUAAAUUCACUUUGUACAACUUGUCAUAAACAGGGACACUAUCACCUCAGCAUCGUGAUGCUGGAGGAGAAAAAGUAUCAGAUUGAUAUCGGUAUCGGUAGAUGCAGUAUCUGUAUUGAACAUGAAAAAGUUGUAUCAAGCUGUUAGUGUUC